CAGAGAGAUUGUUCUUUUAUUUUUUUAGAAAUGCUUUAAAAAUUGAUGUCUGCCCGUGUCCGUCCUGGUUUGUCUGUUCGUCUUCGUCCGUGUUUUGUCAGUCCGUGUCCGUCCUGGUUUGUCAGUCCGAGUCCGUCCGUGUUUUGUCAGUCCGUCUUCGUCCGUGUUUUGUCAGUCCGAGUCCGUCCGUGUUUUGUCAGUCCGUCUUCGUCCGACUUUUGUCAGUCCGAGUCCAUCGGUUAUGUCUGUCCUUGUGUGUGUUUUGUCUGUCCUCAAUUGAAUAUGCCACAGGUAAAAAGAGUGGAAUUGAACGAGGAAGAAAAGAAUGACCAUUAUUUAUAUUUUUAGUUAAGGAAAAAAAGCAAGGAAAAAUAUCAAGCCGGCACGAUUUGCGUAUAGGGUCGGAUCCUGUCCUGUUCGAAAUUUUAGAACCCAAUCCUGAUGCCCUGCAAGUGUAAUUUUACCGACCUCUAGUUUCAAAUCGAUCGUGAAGCUUGAGCUUUUAAGCUUGAGCUUUACCCAUGUUCUUUUAUGCGUCCCAUCAGACAAUAUACGUC
Messenger RNA from Meloidogyne enterolobii, 557 nucleotides. Lineage: Eukaryota; Metazoa; Nematoda; Chromadorea; Rhabditida; Meloidogynidae. The record is from the annotation of a GenBank genome assembly.